Messenger RNA from Megalobrama amblycephala (Wuchang bream), 1185 nucleotides. RefSeq names its product thioredoxin domain containing 17 (gene txndc17). The record is from RefSeq and is a predicted model, not a curated record. Bases 160 to 531 code for a protein of 123 amino acids. Lineage: Eukaryota; Metazoa; Chordata; Actinopteri; Cypriniformes; Xenocyprididae. Gene Ontology annotation, molecular function: protein-disulfide reductase [NAD(P)H] activity. Gene Ontology annotation, cellular component: cytosol. The transcript has 4 exons.
AUGUGCGUUUCAUCGUACUUCACACACUAGAGUCGCUUUUGUAAGUUUUACACACUCAGCUCAAUUUGUGCACAGAUCAGUCAGCUUUCUGCAACCAGAGUUGGACUUUGUCACUGAACAGCGGAUUCCCACUAAACACUAAAUAAGAGUAAAUAAAUCAUGACUAAAUACGAGGAAGUUGCUGUUCAUGGCUACGAGGAAUUUUCUAAAGCUGUGUCUGAAAGAAAAGGAAAAGAGAUAUUCGCUUACUUCUCUGGAGAUAAAGAUGGCCAGGGCAAGAGCUGGUGUCCGGACUGUGUGAAAGCAGAGCCAGUGGUCAGAGGAGAGCUGUCUCAUCUUCCUGAGGGCUCUGUCUUCAUUUACUGCCAAGUAGGAGACAGACCUUACUGGAAGGACCCAAAUAAUGACUUUAAGAAAACCUUAAAGCUGACUGCAGUACCCACACUACUGCGCUAUGGGACGCCCCAGAAGCUGGUUGAAGAUGAGUGUUUUAAAACCGACCUCGUUCGAAUGAUGUUCACGGAGGAUUAAUGUCCUGUGACAGACUGCUGGAUGACAACUACUUUUAAAAUAUGAUUAACAUUAUUAUUCCACUGUUCGCUUUGUCAUUUCUGAAAUCUAUGCUCUUAUGUUAAGCAAAACAAACUGUUGCCCUGGUAUUAUGUUGUGAGUUUGUGCUGUGGUGAUUGUACAUGUUUUGAAAGCAUUGUGCACAUUUGUAUACAAGUAAGCUUUGCAUAAUCAGACAUUUCAAAUGUACUUUCCAGUGAUUUUCAAAAAAGGGACUUUGACAGUACCUUCAAGUUAAAGGGAUAGUUCACCAAAAAAAUGAAAAUUCUGUCAUCAUUUACACGUUUUUUCAAACCUGUAUGAGUUUAUUUCUUCUGCUGAACACAAAAGAAGAUAUUUUGAAGAAUGUCAGUAACCAAACAGUUGAUGGACCCCAUUGGCUACCCAUACUCUUCAAAAUAUCUUUUGUGUUCAGCAGAAGAAAUAAAUUUAUACAUGUUUGGAACAACUUGAGGGCGAGUAAAUGAUGAUAAAAUUGGUGAACUAUCCCUUUAAGACAGAAGAACUGAAGCAGUUACAAUGUCAGUAAUCAUGCAUAAUGAAAAUUGUUUACAAUCCUAACCUAGAAGGUGUUUGUUUGUAAUCAGAACAAAAUAAAAUGUUUUGAAAAAUGCA